CCCCAGCCACAGCUGGAACCAAGAAGGCUGUGUCCCCCUUCCUCUCGGCGUCCUUUCUGUCUCCUGCUGUCAGGGCACAGUCCUCAGGAUGUUCCAGGGGGAAUAGAAGCUGGAAACAGCCUCUGACCAGUUCCCACCAAUAAUGGGGCUCCCAAUGAGUCAUCUGCUGGCUGGCCUGUGUAUGUGUGUGGCCUUAGGCUGGGGAGGGGGCUCAGCCCCCAACCUGGGCCCUGCUGAGCAGGAGCAGAACCAUUACCUGGCCCAGCUGUUCGGCCUGUAUGGGGAGAAUGGCACGCUGACUGCAGGGGGCCUUGCCAGGCUUCUGCACAGCCUAGGGCUAGGCCGAGUUCAGGGACUGCGCCUGGGACAUCAUGGGCCUCCGGCUGGUCCGGCUAUAACCCCAGCUGGAGACAAUUCCACACACAGGCCACGGGACCCUGAAUUGAGUGUGGAUGUCUGGGCUGAGCUGCCUCUGGGUCCCUCAGGGUGGGGUGACCUGGAGGAGCCAAAGGCCCCACCACGCCCCCAUGGGCCAGCCCCCUCGGGCCUGGACCUCUUUCACAGGCUGCUGCUGCUGGACCAUUCACUAGCUGACCAUCUGAAUGAAGAUUGUCUGAAUGGCUCCCAGCUGCUGGUCAAUUUUGGCCUGAGCCCCGCUGCUCCUCUGACCCCUCAUCAGUUUGCUCUGCUGUGCCCAGCCCUGCUUUAUCAGAUCGACAGCCGUGUUUGCAUCCAGGCCCCAGCCCCAGCCCCCUCAGAGGAUCUACUGUCUGCCCUGGUUCACAGUGCCCUGGCUGUCCUGCUGCUCAGCCUCCCAGCUCCCCUCUCCCUGCUGCUGCUGCGGCUCCUGGGAUCUCGUCUGCUGCGGCCCCUGCUGGGCUUCCUGGGGGCCCUAGCCGUGGGCACUCUUUGUGGGGACGCACUGCUACACUUGCUGCCACAUGCACAAGGAGAGCAGCAUGCCGGACCUAGCGGGCAACCGGAAGAUGAUCUGGGUCCCGGGCUGUCGGUCCUUGGUGGUCUCUUCCUGCUCUUCAUGCUGGAGAACAUGCUAGGGCUUUUGCGGCACCGAGGGCUCAGGCCAAGAUGCUGCAGGCGAAAAAGAAAAGAUCUCAGAACACCGAACCUGAACCUGGAGGAUGGCAGUGGGAUGGCACUUCAGCCCCUACAGGCAGUUCCAGAGCCAGGGGCUCAGGGCUGCAUGGAGCAGGCCAGCCAGCCUCCACCAGCCCCAGUCCCUCCUGGGCACCAAGGCCACAGUCAUGGUCACCAGGGCAAUGGUGAUGCCAAUAUAACAUGGAUGGUCCUCCUGGGAGAUGGUCUGCACAACCUCACUGAUGGGCUGGCCAUAGGUGCUGCCUUCUCUCAUGGCUUCUCCAGUGGCCUCAGCACUACCCUAGCGGUCUUCUGCCACGAGCUGCCCCACGAACUGGGUGAUUUUGCAAUGCUGCUCCGGGCAGGGCUGUCCUUUCGGAGGCUGCUGCUGCUGAGCCUGGUGUCUGGAGCUCUGGGGCUGGCGGGCGCAGCCCUGGGGCUACCAGCCCUGCUGCGUCCUCCUGAACCCCUCCGUAUGCUCGAAGUGCUGCUGCAGGGCCUAGGACUGCUGCUGGGGGGCGGCCUCAUGCUCACCAUAGCCCUGCUGGAGGAGCAGCUGCAGCCCCUGGUCUCUGCUGGCUGAUGGGGGCCAGGGGAAAGGCGUCCAGCCUGCCCUUCCUUCCCCCCAACCACAGGAAUGGAGGCGGGACACAGGGCCAGUAGGAGCAAUAGGAUUUUAAUAAACAGAACCCAUCCCAAAGCCAUGACUACGACAGUUAUACUUGCACCAAAACAGCAUAGAAAACCAGGAUGUGGCAGGAGGGAGGGCUCCAAGCAGGUCUGGGGAGGACAUGAGUAGGGGCCUGGAGGGUACAGGGUGCCUCAAUCUUCUUCGGGGAAAGCAUUGUGCUUUAGCCCAGGGAGGAGGGGGAGGGGUGGGGCAAUGCACCGAGGUCCCCACUUUUUCCUGCUACCCUCAGCACCCUGGGGAUACAGGCAUCUGGGCAGAUCUGCCCUUUAUUGCUGCCCACCAGCAUUAAACACCCCCGACCCCAACGCUAGCACCACAGGUGAUUCCAAGGCAGGGAGAAGGGAAGGGAAAAUUGCUUAGAGAAAGAUUCAACUAGAAUCCAGUGAAUUGUGCUCAGUUCUCUUUACUUCCUACAACCGAGUACAUGGGUCACAGGGUGGAGGGUGCAAGAGGACAUGGAACAUGCCCCUCAGUGCCCCCAACACACCCCUGCACACAGGAUGGUGGUGUCUGCAGCAUCACAGGUCAUGCAGGGCAUGGGGAAGGGGAGGAUCACACACACAUAGACGCCCACAGUGGGUACCAGACAGAGAACACCCCUGAAUAUACAUAGCUAUACACAGGGAACCCUCAGGUCCCCAACCCAACCCUCUCCCCUGUCUUGCCGUCCCCCAGGCAGGAGGAACUGUAUUGCUUUGAGAGAGCCACCCUGGGGGCCGCUCUGCCAGGCACCCUCCCCUCCCACCCACCCCCAUUUUGGCACAUCUGCAAGACAUACGGCAGCGAGAGUAGGUACCCUCCCCUCCUAGGCUUCUGUGGCUUGGAGUUGAGGAAGGGGGUAGGAGAUUUCAUCCUCCACCUUUCCCCUAGCCCUUCCCAAACCCCUACCAAACCCACUCCAGCUGGAACCCACCCCCACCCCCAAAACACACACAUACAAAGCUGAGCUAUCCAGGAAUACAGGGAACAAGGAGAUUGUCCAGGACAGGAGCGGAGGCAAUAGGAGAGAAAGGACUGGAAGCAGAGACCCCACCCUGGUGUGGGGGUAAGACUGGCACAACAGCUACUUUAGUGCAAUUGGAGAGGGUGCCCAGAGUGAGGGAUGGAGAUGGGAGGGGAAGGCUCUCCCUGACUUCCCUGGGGGCAAAGCCAGGCUCCCCAGGGAAGGGGCCUAGCAGGAGUGGGGGCGGGCCAAGGGCAGAUCCUCUCUGGUCACCCGCCACCCUCUGCCUUCCCAGAUGCAGUGACAGUGUCCUCCUCACACCUAAGUGGGCAACAGCAGCCUUGGAGUCAGUACCUUCAAGUAAUUCAUAGAGCAGACCCUCCCCACCCCAGCUUCCUCCCAUCUCUGGGAUUUGGUCGCUUCCCUAGGGGUUGGGUUGGGAGGUGGGAGUCCUCAAGUCAGACCAUUCCCUCUCUACCUCCCCCUUCCCAGACCACUGGGCUUGGUCCUCAAAUAUUCCUCACCUCCGCCCUUGCCCAGGUGGGUCAAGGCCACAGAGGGCUGGAGCCACCAUGAUGGGGGGGGGGGAAGGGGCUGCUUUUGCGCCUUCUCCCUCCUUCUUACAAGGUAGGGUUCAAACUAGGCAGGAUGGGGCCCCACACUGGUUUGCCCCAGGAGGAGGGUUUCUGGGCUAGGGUCUGUAAGGCUAUUUUCCUUUGCGGUGGGAAGGGGAGGCGGGGGAUGAACACUGGGUGGGGGAGAGGGUGAAGAAUGGCGAAGGGGGAUAGAGGAAGGGGCCUCCCUGCUGGAGUACAGUCACUGGAGUCAUUCAGACGAAGAAACACGCAUGUGCACAAGAUGCAGAGUGUGCCUGCUCCCAGCCUUUCCAGCCUGGCCCCACCCCACCUCUCAGGGCCUCUUCCAAGACCCCAGAGAAGGUUUUGGGGAUACAGCUGUAGAACCGUUCACUCUGGCCCCACACCCCUCGCAUCCCCAGCCUCUUCUCCCCUUCUAGGUCCAGGGAGUAAAAAGGUGCUCGGGUGGGCAGACAGCGGUGGAAACAGUAUUGAGUUUUCCUUUGGUUACAUAUUGAAGGCAAAGGUGAGCUGGACUUACAGUCAAAACGGAUCGGGAUGAGGGAAGAAGAGGGCCAUGGCGGGGGCUGGAGAGGGAGGCGGGCCCUCCUCAGCCCCUCCACCCCAAGGAACACAUGUCUACGUGGGGUGGCAGUCCCUCAGUCUCAUCUCUCCCACCCCCCACAGCACCAAACAAAAGGAGAAGCCCCCUCCCCCAGGGGCUACUCCCCACCCCAACCUGGGCUGUACAUUCAGUGGUUUUCAGCAGUCCUAUGGCUCAGGGGGCCAGGGGGUGGGGGAGGUGGCCCGUCAGUCUCAGCGGAGCAGUGGCAGUGACCUGGGUCUGUUGGUCCAUCCUGGGACCCACAGUUUGUGCCAUUUGUUUUACUGAAGGAUAGUACACAACCCUACCAAAGCCACCGCCCAAUCAGAAACAUAUCCCCCCAAAAUCAGAAACUAAAAACGCUCUUUUCAUCUCGCCCUCUGAUUCACUAGUCUGUUUCCCUGUCUCCUAUGUAGCCCUCGCUGUCUCCUCUGCUGGGACCUGGGGCUGCUCCCAGGUCCUCACUUAAAAUAGGCUUUUUCUCAAAAGUGCUUAUUACUUGAAGCAAGUGCUUUAGAGCUGCGGUGGGGAGAGGGGGAGGAAAAGAGGGCGGGCGAAGGGAAGGAGAGGUUUCCUCCCCACCCUACCCCCUGAAUAUUGGGGGGCAUUCUGCCUGUUUUACUUCUCCACACCCGUUUAAGUCAAAGAGGUUUUUAAAAAAAAUCUUAACAUUAAAAUAAAUAUGCAGUGGCCAUGAGAAUGGUCAAAAUGCUUCAAAAAAUACUAGGGGCUGGAGAACCCAGGGUGGGGUGUGGGAUUUCCUUUGGCAUAAGGAGAGGAGGCUGCUUGUCCUCCAGGCCUCCUCAUAGCCACAUGAGGAGGGACAAAGGAGGCCCCACCACCUGCCCCAGCACUGCUGACGGUGUGCUGAACAGGCAGCAGGGAGCAGGCAGCCACCAGAAAUCUCGUCUAGCAAAACGAUGGGGCUCCUGACAAACACUCCAAUUCUUCCUGUCAUCGCCGAACGUGGAUAAAGGAGAACACGACUGAUACCCCGAGAGUCUUCUUCUCUGGAGGACCCAGCUCCCUGCUCCCCCGCCCCCCACCACCUAAUUCCCAGCACCAAAAUGAGAGGGAGGGGUGGAAUGGGAAGAUUUCAGGAGAGAGAAUUGAAGUUAGGGGGCAAGCUCUGCAGAACUAGCAGGGUAGGGGUGGGGGGCUGCAGCCCUUAAGAGAGGUCACAUUGAUUGUCGUAUAGGGGAGGACAGGGUAUGGAGGGAGGUGGGCAAGAGGGGCGUUGCAAGGCCCUUUGGCUUUGAAAACAAAAAUAAAAACUAAAAAGCUGCACAAUCCUUCUCACCAAUAAUGGUCAUUUGGAAGC
This is a messenger RNA of Hipposideros armiger (great roundleaf bat), 5229 nucleotides long. RefSeq names its product solute carrier family 39 member 5 (gene SLC39A5). The record is from RefSeq and is a predicted model, not a curated record. NCBI's taxonomy places the organism in Eukaryota, Metazoa, Chordata, Mammalia, Chiroptera, Hipposideridae. The transcript is spliced from 11 exons. Gene Ontology annotation, biological process: zinc ion import across plasma membrane; intracellular monoatomic cation homeostasis. Gene Ontology annotation, cellular component: plasma membrane. Gene Ontology annotation, molecular function: monoatomic cation:bicarbonate symporter activity; zinc ion transmembrane transporter activity. Bases 143 to 1678 code for a protein of 511 amino acids.